Molecule: messenger RNA, 1852 nt
Organism: Saimiri boliviensis boliviensis (Bolivian squirrel monkey)
Lineage: Eukaryota; Metazoa; Chordata; Mammalia; Primates; Cebidae
Source: RefSeq, a predicted model, not a curated record
CCCAGCCCAUCCACAGCCUCACCCUCCUCUCUCCCUCCCCUGAGGCCGCGCGCAGGGGCCCCCCAGCAUUCACAUUUCACACGAGUGCCCCCAGAAGGAGGGGAUGGAGGAGCGCAAGGCCCUGUAACCCCCGGGAUAGACCCACAGGGCGCCCGGCCCCCCUACUCCUCCCACUGCGGAAUCCUCGGAGCCGCAGAAGGGGCUUCUCAGCCGCGUGCGCCUGUGUCCGAGCCCAUCCACCCCUGCCCGGUGCGUUGAGAGGGAAAGCUCUGGGGGUCGUUACGUUUAACAACUCACCUGGCUCUGCGGAAUGAAAGGGAAACAGUGACUUUCUUACCGGCUCCUUGGAGAAGCCUGAUUCACGCCGCCUGCGUUUAUGCGGCGCGCAGCCCCGGGCCGCUCUCAGGCCUCGGUGAUCUGUUUUCUGGACAGGAAGGAAGCAGCAGCCCGCGCCAUGGCCUCCCCGCCCACCUGCCCCUUGGAGGAGGACGAGAGCCUGAAGGGCUGCGAGCUGUACGUGCAGCUGCACGGGAUCCAGCAGGUCCUCAAGGACGGCAUCGUGCACCUCUGCAUCUCCAAGCCCGAGCGCCCCAUGAAGUUCCUCCGGGAGCACUUCGAGAAGCUGGAGAAGGAGGCCAGUACCACCCUGGGACCAGGCUGCCUGCAUCCUGAGGCCACCAGCAGAGCUCUGGGAUAUGGGACAUCUGCAUUCUCUUGGAAAAAUGAAGCAGGCUGAGAAGUCAGUUACAGAGCCAUCUUCCUCCCCGAAACCUGCCAACCAACCUUCAACAACAUCAGUCCAACUAGGAGAAAACUUCGAUGUGACCUGCACACUUCUGGGUGAGCCAGGGAUUGCUAUGGACUUUGGCUGGAGAUAUCCAGGGCAGAAGGUAAGCAGCAGGUCGUGGAGGCUGUGUGUGUGGUGGAGAGUGUUGGGGCAGGGAGCUGGGAGGGAGGGAUUAGUUAGGAUCAAGAGUGAUCGUGGUGGGAUGAAGCUACUGCUUGACUGGGAAUCUGAUGAACCUGGAUUCUGGUCCCAACUCUGAUGCUGCUUCUCUGAGUGACCUGGGGCAAAUCACUUUCCUUUUCUGGGCCCCAGUUUCCUCAUCUGUCGAACAGUAACUUCUCAGAUUACUGCGUGAGAAUGUAUAAUUUGUUCCUUUUUUAAUUUAACAAAAAAUGAGCGCUUGCCACAUGCCAGACACUGGAAUAGGUACUAAGGUUAUAAGGAUGAGUCUAAGAGAUGGAUUCUGGUGUUUGCAAGCUUAUCACCUAAGCAGGGAGGAGGAAGUGGAAUAUGGACAAACGCCACCAUGUAGACAAUCCAAAUGCUGUAACGAGAAUAAAACAGGGCAACGUGAUAGGGUCUACAUAAGAUAUAGUUGUUAAGGAGUCAUCUUUGAGGUGACAUUCAAGCCGAGACCAGACUGGCCUCAGCCACACGAAGAUGGGACUAGAGCAAAAGCUCAGGCCCUGUGGCUGGGUGUGUGUGUGUAACAGGAGAUGAACCAAAUACCUUAGCAACUGUUUCCCUGGCGUCUGCUGUGAGCUCAGAUCUUCCCAGGUGGUGUGGGAGAGGUGGUGGUUCUUUCUUCUCAAAGAACUUACUCCCAUGAAGUUCAAACAUCUGGAGAACAGCUGUGCGAAAAGGUAUGUUACCAACAUGGAGGACCUUAGGAAUGUGUAAAAGGACUUCCUGGAAGAGCUGGAAUUUGGUCAGAGCCCUGUGGAGGGGGAGAAGGAUGAUCUAGACCCGUGGUAGCAGGAGAAAGGGUAAGGGCGAACAUGUCAUACCCACAUGAGACCCAGAGACUCAUCUGUCCCAACACUGCCUCCUGUGCAGAAUUCAGGG